Molecule: messenger RNA, 2979 nt
Organism: Brenthis ino (lesser marbled fritillary)
Lineage: Eukaryota; Metazoa; Arthropoda; Insecta; Lepidoptera; Nymphalidae
Source: the annotation of a GenBank genome assembly
AUGCCCCGAAUAGAUCCAAUACAACUUUUAAAAUGCCUGAGUGUACUUUUAUCACCAACUGGGGGCAUCAAAAGCAGUGAUGAAGUUCAUAGGCUAGCUAACUUAAUGACAAAAUUUUCAAAGAAGCUUGUAUCUAAGUGUAUAUACAUACAAAUAUUAAAGUGUACUGUAACUGAUUUACUUGGACUAUUCAUGGGAUCAGGUGGUUGGAGACUAGUACACAUGUGGCUGACGGAAAGUAUAGUAGCUAAGAAUUGGCCACUUGUAAGAGAAUUGUUAGAGUUAUUGUUAUUAUGUCCUGUUGAUGUAGAAAGGUUAAAGACAAAUAAUUGUCCAAAAUUAGUAAAAGAACUGUCAAAGGAUGGAAACCAUUUUGCUAUAAGAGCUUUAGCUUCCAAACUUGUUGAACAAUGGCUAAAAGCAGUUAAAGGAGAACAAGUAACACCAAUAUUAGUAGGAGAUAUACCAGAAAUAAUACUUGAUUUUCAAUCUGAAAUCAAAAUUGAGAGUAUAAAAAAUCUUGUUACUCCUGAUCAUGAAGUGGAUAAACCUUCAAAUAAUAUAGAAUAUUCCUCAGAGAUUGAAAAUAAGAGCAAAGAUCUAAAAAUAGAAAAUAACAUAGACAACUUAGAAAAUGAUAAUGAUAAUAUUGAAGAAAAAGAAGUACCUCCUGGUAACGAAAGUGAUACUUUGCCCGUAUUGAAAAUUACAUUAAAAAAUGGCAAACAAGUGUUGUCACAGAUUGAAGAUGAAAGUAAUAAAACGUCAGAAGAUGAUUCAGAAAAAGAAAAAAAUAAAGAAAAACAGAAAAGUAAAAGUAGAGAUAAAUCACUUGACAAGAGCAACAGUAGUAGUAGAGAGAAAUCAUCAAGCUCUAAGCAUUCAAGCAAAUCUAGUGAUAAAUCUAGAAGCAGUAGUCAUAAAGAUAGUUCUAGUAAGCAUAGUAGUAAAAAUAAAUAUAAAGAUAAGGAACGACACUCUUCGCAUAGUUCUAAAUCUAAAAGUAGUAGCAGUAGUUCUAGUAGUAGUAGGAAACCAAGUUCUAGUAGUAGCAGUAGUAAGUCUAGAGAUGGAAAGAGCAGUCAAAAACAUAGUUCAGAUAAAGAUAAGAGUAGAGAAAAAGAUAAAGAUAGUAAAUUAUUAUCAGAAAAGUCUGAAGAAAAAGCAUUGACUCCAUCAAUACAGAAACUAGGAAAAAUUCCUAAAUUAAGUGAUGUAAAAAAAGAAAAGCCUUCCAUAUCGAUAGAAGUAAGAAAACCAGAUGAGCCUAAACCAAAAACUGUAAAAACAUUCCAUUCCAAAUUUAGAAAACAUGGUUUAGAGGAAGAGGUAAAACCUCCACCAUCAAGAGCUUCCAUAUUGAACAAAAAACCACCACCACCUAUUCCACCAACAGUUUCGAUUCCAAAGAGACCAUCGCCUGUUCAUAAUGAGCCACCUCCAGAAAAGAAACCCAAAACAACACUGGAAAUUGACAAACCAGGGGCAAUAAAAUUAAUUCCACCCAAACCUAAACCAAUGGUGCUGCAAGAAAGUGAUAUGUUUAUGGACGCGCUUAAUGCAUCUGCCACAAAUAAAAAAGAACCUAAGAAGAGAAAACGACGCACCAGUGGUUCUAAGGACGCUCAAAGCGAUGGAUCUCCUCCACAAACUCCUACUAACGUAUCCAGCCCCAACAGUGAAAGUAAAUCUGUGCCACCUAGAUUUUAUCAAGACACCUUAGAUGAAGAGGACAAUAAAGAUAAAGUCAAUGAAAAGCAAUCUGAAAUUCACGAAAACAGUGAAAAAGUUAAUAGUACUGAGAAAGAAACUGAAGAAACUAUGGAAAUUUCUGAACCUCACACAUUAACGAUUAAUGGUCUAAAAGGAGUACUUUGUUACCACAAAAGGAAAGGACCUAAGAAAACCAUAAGAUGGAAACCAGAUUCUGAGUUAGAAGAAAUUCAAUAUUUUGAACUAGAUGAGACUGAAAGAGUAAAUGUUACUAAAACUUUUACAGACAUGAAACAUCUUGAGAGAAUUCACGAAAGAGAAGCAUUCCAGAAAGGUAGGAAUCUCAGUAACGACGAUAUUAUGGAAGAACGGACUAGCUGGCGACCUUUAAUUUUAGUUGAUGUCGGGGGACAAAUAAAAAUUGAAUAUGGUAAAUCUAGCACAGAAAAAGAUACUCAAGCAAUUCGCCAGAAAGGUACUUUACAACCACUUUAUUUCCAUAAAUCUAUGAUACCUGACUCUCCGCAUGAACCGGACGUUGAGACACAUACCUAUGCUGAACCACAAAUAAUACCUUUGGAAGACGUAACUGGAAACCAGGAUAACAUUAGUGAUUUCAGAACUAUGCCUUGGCCAGAGCCUAAAGGCAACGCUCCACCAGCAACUAGUAACAACAUGAAUGUACCAACAAUGUUCCCAUCAAAUAUGUCACAAUUUCCUAGUAACUUCCCAGCUCCACAAUUCCCAGGCGUUCCAGGGUUCCAAGGACCACCAAUAAUCUCUGGAGAAUGGCAAAAUGGUGCAGUUCCACCUAUAAUGCCCAAUGGCAUCCCUGGUCCUAUGACACCUCCGGGUAUGGUCCCUGGUGCUAUGCCUCCAACAAAUAUGCCACCUGGAAUGAUGGGCCCACCUGAUAAUAUGAUGAUGGGACCAGAAAUGUUUGGUAAUCCUAAUCAAAUGUUUCCUCCUGUCCCUCCAGAUGCAUUUAACAUGCAACCAAAUAUGUUCCCCGUUGAUUAUAACAUGCCAGGACCGCCGGGCCCGGAUGGAUUUCCCGGUCCUGGUAACUUUCGUGGUGCUGUUCGCGGUCGUGGCGCUGGAGGACAUUGGAGGGGUAAAGUCGCCGGUAACUGGGAAGGGCCCCAAAGAGGACGAGGAGGACGUGGUGGUGGUCGUAAAGCAGUGUGUAUAUACUUUCAAAGAAAAGGCUCCUGCCGUCAGGGCGACAAUUGUUCAUUUUUACAUCCCGGAGUUAAUUGCCCUUUU